Molecule: messenger RNA, 4889 nt
Organism: Cinclus cinclus
Lineage: Eukaryota; Metazoa; Chordata; Aves; Passeriformes; Cinclidae
Gene: CGGBP1
Product: CGG triplet repeat binding protein 1
Exons: 2
Coding region: 350-853 (167 amino acids)
Biological process (GO): regulation of transcription by RNA polymerase II
Cellular component (GO): nucleus
Molecular function (GO): double-stranded DNA binding
Source: RefSeq, a predicted model, not a curated record
CCCGCGGAGCAAACCCGGGCAAGGAACGCAUCGAGUUCUGCUCUCGGUCCCCGGGCGGAACCCGCCCGGUGCUUGGAGAUGGCGACUCGUGCUCCUCACCCAGCGGCUCCGAGUGCGGUGACAGCGGUCACAGCCGAGGAGUGUCUCGGAGAGCGGAUCCGUGUGCGCCGGGCACCCCGAGCUGGGGAGGCAGCAGCCUUCUGCAAGGAAACCACGCCAAAACUUGACACCUCUCCCCCAGAAAAUAGGCCUACCAAAAGUCCUGUGUUCAGCUGCUCUCAGAAUCCCGAAGGAUUUCGCUGCAGAAGGACUGCAACACCUGGUUUGCUUUGCCCGGGUGGAGGCAGCCAUGGAGCGGUUCGGGGUGAAGUCGGCGCCGUCGCGGAACCGCUCCAAGACCGCUCUGUACGUGACCCCCCAGGACCGCGUGACGGAGUUCGGCAGCGAGCUGCACGAGGACGGGGGGAAGCUCUUCUGCACCUCCUGCAACGUGGUGCUGAACCACGUCCGCAAGUCCGCCAUCAACGACCACCUCAAGUCCAAAACACACACCAAGAGGAAGGCGGAGUUCGAGGAGCAGAACGUCAGGAAGAAGCAAAGGACUCUGACUGCCUCCCUGCAGUGCAACAGCACUGCCCAGACAGAGAAAAGCAGCGUCAUCCAGGACUUUGUGAAAAUGUGCCUGGAAGCCAAUAUCCCCCUGGAGAAGGCGGAUCACCCCUCCGUGAGAGCCUUCCUGUCCCGCUACGUUAAGAACGGCAGCUCCAUACCCAAGUCGGAGCAGCUAAGGAAAGCCUAUCUGCCUGAUGGCCAUGACAAUGAGAACCAGCUCAUCAACACUGAAGAUCGUUGAGAAGAGAACUGUUUUCAUCCUUGUUGUGAAGUUUUACAUAUUGAUGGUGUGGUUUAUUUUUAUAUUCAUGCAUAUUUACAGUGUUACAUAUUGAUUUUACAAGCUAUUUUGUAUUCUUGUAGAAAUGACAAUCUACUCCUGAACUUAGUGGUGUGCCACAGAUUGUUGCUAACCCUGCUGUGGACUUCAGAGCUACACUGAUGUAGAUUUCAUGAGGAAUGUAGGGAGCAUCCCUGGCAUACACCUGAUCUCUGUUCAGUCCAGCUCUAACUGAGGCUGAGAAAAGGCACUUGAAUGGAGGACCUUCCCCCUCACACUGCAUCUAAGAAAACGGUGUGGUAGGGAUUGCUACUCAUGGCAGUGGAUUGCUUUGUCCAGUAUUCUGUCCCUGAGUGACCAAGAAGAGGUGCUGCACCUUUGAAAUGCAAGAAGCUCUAGGAUGGUUAGUUAAAAUAUCACUGCUCUGUUGGGGGAGAACUAUUGCAACUUUCUAUUCAAGCUUGGUUCGUGUUUUGAAACAGGAAACAUUUUUCUUCUAGAACUCUCUCUUACGCCGCUUGGUGCAACUGUGGAUGUAUUCAUUAUCCAGCUUAACCAGCCAGUCUGUUGUACUGACCUCUGAACUCCACUAUUCUUAUAAGGCUGGGAGUUCUGCAGGUUUGCCAUGUCUGCUUUUCUAAAAUCACUAUUCCUUUGUCUUGGUCUCACAUGCCCCCUUCCAUUUCAGUGCCGAUAUUUGAAAGCCGAGUAGACAAACCAAUAACUGAGUGUAGUUUGCAGUGCAGCUGCUGUCAAAUGAAACUUAUGCUGGACCAAAUUCUUAGCAGAGAAGAUGAAUGCCUUUUCCCUACUAGCAGUACUAAGCUAAAUCUAAAUUGGGGAUGGUACAGGCACUAAAUCGAGGAGUUGGGAAGUUGUUUUAUUGAGCACAUGAGAAGAGGGCUCCUGCAUCUUUCCCUGAAGGUCCUUUACACCUCUGGCCUUGUCAUCAGCCUUUCAGUCAAGGGAGUGAAGUGAUUUAAAUAGUGUUUAAAGCAGUUACUGACAGUACUUGUAAACACAAGUAGGAAGGCAUAUACACUUAGAAUUUAUACUGGAAUUACAGACCUGGGCUGUAUUUCUUACUCUGUGCCAUGGCCACAUCUAUUGGACUGGCAAAAACCAAAAUGGAAAAUAGAAGAAUUUCAAUAAUAUAACUUUCUCCAAAGUCUAGUAAACUGUUACUAAGCUACUCCAAAUGAUGAUGCCAAAUAGUUCACCUGACACGAGUGUUCUAUGAAGGUUUUGCAUGAAAUGAGGGAGUGCUGUGUAAAGUGCUGCAAUACGACUGACCUCUGCCUGCUCUAGAUCUCCUGGAGAUGCUCUGGGUCCAGAGAGCUGCCAAGCAUCUCCUGGGAGCACAGGAAUCCUCCCUCUCCAUGGGUACAAUGUCAUAAGGAUGCUUUAACUCGCAAGGGUGGAGCCAGUUGUCCAGCUUCCUUGCCCCAGCAGAGUUUCACAGCACUUUAUUUACAGCAACACCAAGAAAUUCCUGAAAAGAGACAAAAUAACCAGAUUAUUUGGGGUUUGGAGCUAUUUCCCCAUCUCCAUCUAAAGCAGUCUCCUUUGCUGGGCUGAGAGAGACUUACAUACAUAGUGAGAACUAUUUUUUUUUGUGCAAUGAGUCUGCAGAAAUGCACUUGUGUUCCAUGUCCUGCUGUGAAACCUGCUGGAAUAAAUGGACAAAAAUAAAAAACAGAUGGUUUCUUACCUAUGUACAUCAGUCCAGAGAUGCUCAGCCCACUGCUGGUCUAGGACUUCAGACAGAAAUAACAGUAGCACCUUUUUAAUCUAAUCCUAGAGAUCAAUAUAUGCCUUCCUAAAUAUCGGGGUUUUUUGCACAAGCUUGGGUUUAUCUUAAAAUCCUUAACUGCCUUGGGCUAGAACUGUUUAAUAAAUCUUCUGAAGCCAAGUGAAAGGUAAACUGCCAAUAGCCUUUUCUGUCCUGACAAGAACUGAAAGUAUUUUCUCACAGCUGCUGCUUCCUUACAGUGAAACAACAUCCUUGCUUUAAUUUUUAAUCUCACUUGAAACCUCAGCAAUGCUAUCUUAGCACUGAAGCAAAUGGAGGAUAAUGAGACAUUGAGAAAACAAAAGCAGCUAGAGAAAUGUGAUGGUCAAAAGGUAGAAAUUUGGGCUAAUUCACUCAGUUUUUGCUACCAUGGGAUUUUCCAGACUGCACCCUGUAACAGUUUUAUAUAGGAUUAGAUGCUGUAUGUUCUUCCCUUGACUGACAGACUGACAGACAUUUUGAAAUGCUUCAUGAGAAUAUUAAAUAGGCUCUUGCGUAACGGAAAAAAAAAAAGAAAAUCAAAUUGCUUUCAAAGUUACAGUUUUACAUAAAAAUAAAAAAGUUGGCAAGUGUAAUACACUAAAUUUGCAGGACACUGCUGUCUUAAUAAUAGGAUAUUUUCAUUUAAAAAUAAUGCCACAAUACUUUUCAAGCUUUUUUGAAAAUCAAGACAUUGAUCCAUUGCAACAAACAUUAAUAAUGGGGUAAAGCUAUGAAAAAUAAAGCACUUCCAGGUAAUCUAGAAAAAAUGAAAAAGUUUAGAAUCAUGAACAUAACCCAAAUCAUCAUGACAUUUUUCAAGACAAUAUGAGUAAGUGGUUGCAUUCUGUCAUGAAACAGACUCCUGCAAAUACUCAAAUUCAGAACAUAAUUCUGCCAGUAUAGCUGCAGUUGGAUAAAACAUAACUUUCUUUUAAUUGCUGUUGAUCUCAGGGCAGAUUUACAGCAGAAGUUUUCUCAUCUAUCUAAACCUAAGGAGAAACUAAAUCCUAGUUUUGAGGCUGUGAUGGAGUUCUCUGAACAGUCACCAUGGGGGUUUAAUUUCUUGUGUAAGAAUGUAUUUCCCGUAAAGAAGAAAACUCUUAAAAGGGAGGAUGGGUAACAAUGUCAGCGUUUCACUUUACAUCCAAAUGUAGAGACAAGCUCUAAGGGAUACUUUCUGCCAGGUGGUUUUAGGAAUAUACUGGAACUCUAAAUGUAAUAAUAAUAAAAUAGAACUAAAAGAAGAAAUAUUUUCCUCUUUAACCAAUACCUAGACUAAUUUAGCAAAAUUAGCUAAAAUUUGUCCCAAGUGUUUUUCUUGAAACAACACUUUCAAAGAGCAAAUACAAACAGGAGCAUUCUCUGCUCUGUGACUCCUUACAUGGACACACCAUGAUAAUUUCAGCAUGCGUGUUCUUGAAAAAAUACUAGCAAGCUUCAAAAUUUUUAAUUAUUUUGAAGCCUGUAAUUUGGCAGGUCCCAUGGGAAGGUGAAGCAUUCAGCAUAAUGAAAGGGAAAUCUGUUUUUCAACAGAGAGAGAAACUUGUUCUGCACAGUAUGGGAUAUUCUCAUGAUAGAAAAGCUGGUUUUAGCCAGAGCCCCUUUUAGCAAUUCUGUUGAACUGAAGACAAAGCUCCCUGUUAGGUUUUGCAGCAUAAUGAGCUGGUUUUCAGGAAAAAGGGGGAAAAAAGCUGGAAAUUUGGCAAGGAUAAUCUCUAUUUAGAUUUACAUAUAAAGAGAGGCGAGGCUCACUGUUGCAUUCACAUUGUGCUCACUGCUACUUACUCUGUGUAAUUUGAGUGCUUGUUGUCUUUGUACAAUUUUAAAGUCAUGUCCAACUUUUAAAAUAUUUUUAUUUUAACAAAGCUUCUCACUGUAACAGUGCUGUUAGAGUUUAGUCUCUUUUGGUCUAAUGAAGAUGCUUUAUUUUUGUUUUGGUGUUAGGAAUGUUUUGUUGAUGGUGAGUUGCCACAGAAAUGGUUUUAUUUAAAAUAAAAAAAAAGUCAUGAACUUAUGAUUCGAUACUAGAGUGAGGCUGAAGAUACCUGGGUCCUGCAGUGCCACAAUACUUCCUGUAGGAACAGUAAGACCAGACUAAGUGAUUUAAGUUUUUAUAUUAAAACAAUACUGAAGAGAAAUACUUUACGUUGUAAAGUUUUCACUUGGUAAUGAAAAAAAGUCUCUUUAAAAAAAAGAAAAAUAAAGGUAUUCCUUUUUUAUAGA